CCCGCCGAAUUGUAAAUAUUAUGAUUAGAUGUUGUUGUUUCUAUCUAGUAGUGCCAGUAGCCAGCCCGAGGACAGACAACCAACUGCCCUUCCCCUUGCCCCCUUGCCCCCCAAGUGAAAAAAAGCAUCGGGCACAUACAUGCUGCCUUUCGCUCCAAUUGCCCCCCCUUCUCUUCUCUUCUCUUCUCCUCUACCCCGUGGUGGAACAAGGAAGGAAAACCCAGAACAAGUUAAUUACAAGAGAGGACGAAUGUACCACCAAAAUUCCAGAUCGGGAGCCGAGCAGCAGCCUGCUCCGAAGAUAGAAGAAUGUUACACGGACGAACGGACGGGAGGGCCCGUGAGGCGUAGGGGGGUAAAACAAGCCUCCGGGGGCCCCUUC
Messenger RNA from Amorphotheca resinae ATCC 22711, 382 nucleotides. RefSeq lists its product as hypothetical. The record is from RefSeq and is a predicted model, not a curated record. The transcript has a single exon. The coding region runs from base 21 to 305 and encodes 94 amino acids. NCBI's taxonomy places the organism in Eukaryota, Fungi, Ascomycota, Leotiomycetes, Helotiales, Amorphothecaceae.